AUGGUUCUCAUGUCACGAUUAUGCUUCUACUCUUCUUUUUUGUUCUUGUUACGGUUCGUUGCCGCUCAAACCUAUUCUGAGUCAGGAUCACUCAGUCCAGUUACGACUAUACUCAUGAUCAUACUCGUCAGCGUUUUCUUCGCAAUUGGAUGUGUCUCCGUCUGCAUGCAUCACUAUCUCGGCCACGCUCUCGGGAUCAGCGGUGGUCGAUCCAGCGAACCAGGAAACUGGCUUAACGUGAGAGAGACACCACGUGGGCUCGACGCGUCUGUCAUAGAAACGUUCCCGACGUUUCGUUACUCCACCGUGAAGACGUUGAAGAUCGGCAAAGAAGUGUUGGAGUGUCCCGUUUGCCUCAGCGAGUUCGAGGACGACGAAACGCUGCGUUUGAUCCCUCAGUGCUGCCACGUGUUUCAUCCUGGUUGCAUAGAUGGCUGGCUCCGUUCUCAGGCCACGUGUCCUCUCUGCCGCGCCAAUCUCCUCCCUGUGCCGGGUGAGUCUGUUUCUUUCGAGAUACCCGGUUUAGAAAGAGAGACCGGUCAGAACUCUACCGGUUCGCCGAUUGAUGAUGAUAACCGGAGAAGGUUUUUGGGCUCUCCGGACGAGCGGUUGAUUGACUCAGUGGCUCGGACAGGUAACCAAAGCAUGCCACGCAAGUCCAUGUCUACUGGCUGGCAAUUGGCCGGAUUGUUUAGCCGUACCGAACAGACGGAUCAACCGGGGGAGAAUCUAGACCGGUUUACGCUAAGAUUACCACAAGAUGUACACGACCAGCUCGUGAGCCAAGAGUCAAAAAGCCACGUGGCGUUACCUCAUGUGAGGAGCCCGAUAAGAGGAUUCAGAACCGGAAGCCUAGGGAACGAAAGAAACUACUUCUACUUUGAACGGUUUGAUCAAGACGGACGGUUAGACCGUAGACCGUUCUCUAUAACCCCUCCGUACCGGACCGGUUCGAUCCGGUCUCCCGAUGUGGUUAUCGACAGUGGCGGUAAUUGUCAGGAUCGUGCUAGUCCACCCAAAAGUUUGCUUCUAGCAAUAAGGUCACCGUUUGAUCGGUUUUUCUCUGGAAGCAACAAUGUCGGUGAACGUUCGCAGCUUCCAUCCAGCGAUGCGAGUCCUGUGUAG
Microthlaspi erraticum is the source of this 1125-nucleotide messenger RNA. The record is from the annotation of a GenBank genome assembly. Lineage: Eukaryota; Viridiplantae; Streptophyta; Magnoliopsida; Brassicales; Brassicaceae.